Scaptodrosophila lebanonensis is the source of this 1573-nucleotide messenger RNA. RefSeq names its product serendipity locus protein delta. The record is from RefSeq and is a predicted model, not a curated record. Bases 185 to 1456 code for a protein of 423 amino acids. Gene Ontology annotation, molecular function: chromatin insulator sequence binding. Gene Ontology annotation, cellular component: chromosome. The transcript has 2 exons. NCBI's taxonomy places the organism in Eukaryota, Metazoa, Arthropoda, Insecta, Diptera, Drosophilidae. Gene Ontology annotation, biological process: regulation of transcription by RNA polymerase II.
AAGAGUUAAGAUUCAAUGGCCGUGCAGAAUUCGAUUUCAGCCGCAACAUCAGCAAAUACCAAUAUGCGGUACUAAUUUCCAGGUGGCAACAAGCGACGCUGCAGAAGAAGGAAACACUGCCUCCUUGUAAACAUUUUCAGGCGGAAUAAUAUUACACAUUUUAUCAAAUAGUUCGUUUAUUAACAUGGAUACUUGCUUUUUUUGUGGUGCGGUUGACUUGAACGGUUCUGUAAGCUACGAAUGUGCGACAACGGCAAAGGUGCCGUCUUCACAAAAGUCGGUCUCGCUCGUUCUGCAACAUCUCGCCAACUGCAUAAAGGAAAACUUAAAUCUUAAAUCGGAUACAAAAGUUUGUCCUCGAUGUUUUUAUGAGCUAUCCGAGUACGACACCAUAAUGGUGAAUCUUAUGACUACGCAGAGGAAAUUGACUCAUCAAUUAAAGGCCGCCCUUAAGUCAGAAUCUGCUCCUGAUGCCGAUUCCGUAGAUGAUAGUUCUUUAACAGGGGCGGGCGCAGACGAGGACACCGAUGUGCAGGAGAUGGAGGAUAAAAUGGAGCAAGAUGAGACGGAAGCAUUUCUUGUGGAACUGGUUAAAGACGAUGGUGAUGUUGAAAUUAAAGAUGAAUACGGCGACGACGAAGAGUUUGUUUGCGAGGUCGAAGUGCCUCAAGAUGAAAAAUUGGAUUCAAUGGAUAAAUCAUAUAUGCGGAAGCGGGAUCGGGUCAAGCAGGAGUGCAGUAGCUGUAACAAACAAUUUAAUUCAAAGUAUCAAUUGCAGAAGCAUAUGAGUGAGGAGCACUCGAAGCCACAAACACACGUGUGUCCCAUUUGCGGCAUCGUGCGCCGGGACGAGGAAUAUCUCGAAUUGCACAUGAACUUACAUGAGGGGAAAACGGAAAAGCAGUGCCGCUAUUGCCCAAAAAGCUUCUCGCGACCAGUUAAUACGCUUCGACACAUGCGCAUGCAUUGGAACAAGCAGAAAUACCAAUGCGAAAAGUGUGGUCUACGUUUCUCGCAGGACAACCUACUAUAUAACCAUCGUUUGCGGCACGAGGCGGAGGAAAAUCCUAUAAUAUGUAGCAUUUGCAAUGUAUCGUUUAAGUCACGAAAAACAUUCAAUCACCACACACUCAUUCACAAGGAAAACCGGCCACGGCACUACUGCACGGUCUGCCCAAAGUCAUUCACCGAACGUUAUACACUUAAAAUGCACAUGAAAACACAUGAGGGCGAUCUUGUGUACGGAGUGCGUGAGGACGCACCGGCUGACGAGCAGCAGGUUGUCGAAGAACUCCAGGUGGAUGUGGAUGAAUCGGAACAGCAAGAAGCCGUGACUGUCAUAAUGUCAGACAACGACGAGAACUCUGGAUUCUGCGUUAUCUGCAGUACCAAUUUCGAAACCAAGAAGGAGCUCGAACACCACUUGCAGUUCGAUCAUGAUGUAGUCUUUAAGUAAAGUACAUUUUUGUAAGCAUGCUAACAAAUGUAAUGCCUUUAAUAGCAUUCAGAUUCUACCUUUCGACUAUUCCGAUUACCACUUAAUAAAAUAAAAAUGAUUUUCCAAAGUGCUUAA